UGGUAGGUGACCGUACCGCGACACCGGAACCGGCGUCGCGCGCCAUCGGCCUCGGAGUGCUGGGAGCCGGGAGCGGGCGGGCGGGCGUUCGGUCGCACGCCCCGUGAGCGCGGCUGCCCGCAGCCAUGGCGGCCCCGUCCAUGAAGGAGAGGCGGGUGUGCUGGGGCGCCCGCGACCUGUACUGGCAGUGUCUGGACGAGCACGAGGAGGACGCGGCGCGGUGCGGGCAGCUGCGGAGCUCGUUCGAGGCGAGCUGUCCUCAGCAGUGGAUAAAAUAUUUCGAUAAAAGAAGAGACUAUUUAAAAUUCAAGGAAAAGUUUGAAGCAGGACAGUUUCAGCCUUCAAAAUCAACUGAAAACUCCUAGGCUCUUCCUAAACUUCUUCCAGAGGCAGAACGUAUUCUUCUGAACUUUCGAAAGUGCAUUGAUGAUUCUGGGACAACAGCAGUUUGAAUUAUGGUACACCCGUCAGUACUUCCUCCUGUGUGUGACAUUUAACUAAAAAGGCUAGGGAGCAGAAGACCCCGCAAUUCAAAUGAUGAACUGAAAUAAAACGUUAUCAAGUAGA
This is a messenger RNA of Jaculus jaculus (lesser Egyptian jerboa), 567 nucleotides long. RefSeq names its product cytochrome c oxidase assembly factor 6 homolog. Bases 126 to 365 code for a protein of 79 amino acids. NCBI's taxonomy places the organism in Eukaryota, Metazoa, Chordata, Mammalia, Rodentia, Dipodidae. The record is from RefSeq and is a predicted model, not a curated record. Gene Ontology annotation, cellular component: mitochondrion; respiratory chain complex IV. The transcript is spliced from 2 exons. Gene Ontology annotation, biological process: respiratory chain complex IV assembly.